Molecule: messenger RNA, 1116 nt
Organism: Effrenium voratum
Lineage: Eukaryota; Dinophyceae; Suessiales; Symbiodiniaceae
Source: the annotation of a GenBank genome assembly
GGACACCUUCCCAUGUCGGAAAACAUCGUGCCAUGCCUGCAGAACGAUGCCCACAAAAUCGGGGCGAUCGUUGCCACCUUGACAUCGGUAGCCUCCAGCGGAACUGCACACCUGCUGCAACACAUCGGCAAGCACGUGGACCCUGAGUACGCCAUACCGGGCUGCCGGGGGCGCUGGAUUCAGGAUAUAUCAUGUGGAGGUGUCUACUUCCCAGAGUAUUACAUCUUUGGCUUCGGCUUCACCUUCGUUAGUCUUUGCAUGGCUCAUGCCUUCCAAAAGGCUGCCUACAUUCUGGAGAGAUAUAGCACGUUGUCCGGAAGGAUGGUGCGGGUCUUCCGCGUGGCGGGGCUCACGGGGUGCCUGGCCAUGGUGCCGAUGGCCUGGGUCUCCAUGAAGAUCAACCGCUCGGCACAUUUGCUCUUCGCGGCUCUGACGAUGAUCCCCUGGCUCGUGGCCUUCGUUGUGCGCUGUAAAGCUGGGUGCCCGCCCUAUCACAAGAUGGCGAUCCUCACCUGUGUGGCUGCAUGCGCCUUGAUCUCUAUCUGGUUCACAGCCAUCGUGCUCCGGUCCUCUCAGUCUUGGGCGGAGUGGUGUGGUUUCCUUUGCUUUCUGCUCCACACCUUCACCUUCCCCGUGCCCGCCGGACGCUUUUCCCUCUUCCGGAGCGAUGCGUCCGUCGAGCUCGAGCUCGAACCUGCUGCCAACCUCCGACCCAGUCGGACGAACACAGGCCCCGCAGGCAUAUGACGCCUGAGAGCCCGAUGCCAAAUUCCGAUGUGCCAAUUGGGGUCAAACUGCAGUGAUUGGCUGCUUGAUCCCGAACCAGGUGACUCGCUGAUGCCGGAAAGAGCGAGCAAGACAUUCUAUCAGGGCCCGGCAAGGAGAGGGCGUUUGAUUUCUUGGGUUUCCCCCCCUUAAAAUGGAAAAAGAAGUAGCCCAGCCCGUCUUGAGCAACUCUGAGCCUUGGAUGCCGAGUGGGAUCCAGCGAGCACGCGGGGCAGGAAGAAAUUCACAGGAAGUUGAACCCGGACACAGCCUAAAGCGCGUAUGGCGCGUGUGCCGACCCUUGAAUUGAUUUCUGGAUUGCUGUGGCAGUUUGAAAGACAGCGGCCUCGG